UGCCGGCCUUCUUUUCUUCUCUCCUCCAUUUCCAAGGCCACACCAAUCCGACCGGACGAGACAAAAGAGUCCCGAUUUCAGCUUCAUUAUAACUCAUAUAUACUGUAUAUAUUAUUAUUAUUAUUAUUAUUAUUAUUAAUCUAAAAUGGCAAACCCUAGAGUUUUCUUUGACAUCACUGCUAGUGGAUGUCCUCUCGGCAGAGUGAUUAUGGAGCUGAGAGCUGACGUUGUCCCCAGGACAGCAGAGAACUUCAGGCAGCUGUGCACAGGGCAGCCUGGCUUUGGCUACAAAGGUUCUACCUUCCACCGUGUCAUCCCUAACUUCAUGUGCCAGGGUGGCGAUUUCACAAACCACAACGGAACCGGUGGGAAGUCCAUCUACGGCCACAAAUUUGAGGAUGAGAACUUCACUCUGAAGCAUACAGGGUCUGGCUGCCUGUCCAUGGCCAACGCUGGACCCAACACUAACGGCUCGCAGUUCUUCAUCUGCACAGCACUCACCAGCUGGCUGGAUGGGAAGCACGUGGUCUUCGGCCAGGUCGUGGAGGGCAUGGACGUCAUCAAGAAGGUGGAGAGCUAUGGCAGUAACAGCGGCAAGACCAGCACCGAAAUAGCCAUCGCAGACUGCGGCCAGCUCUAGACGUGUCGUGGCUCCUGGCCUGCGAUGUUUCCUGUACACCUUGAUCUCUUAGUCCCCUUGAAGCACUACUAAAAUCAUGACAUUCCUGUCCUGCUUCGACACCUCCUGCUAGUCCGCAUCCAUUACGCUGUCCACUGUUUUGACCUUUUUUUUUGUAAUUAUUAUUUUGAUCGGUUCUCAUUUUUAUUUGCAAAUAGAAGCCCACGGGCUGUGAGAAUUGUGUGUCAAAAUCUGAAAAUAAAAAGGGGAACAACGA
Molecule: messenger RNA, 896 nt
Organism: Tachysurus vachellii
Lineage: Eukaryota; Metazoa; Chordata; Actinopteri; Siluriformes; Bagridae
Gene: ppiaa
Product: peptidylprolyl isomerase Aa (cyclophilin A)
Exons: 5
Coding region: 146-640 (164 amino acids)
Biological process (GO): protein peptidyl-prolyl isomerization; protein folding
Cellular component (GO): intracellular membrane-bounded organelle
Molecular function (GO): peptidyl-prolyl cis-trans isomerase activity
Source: RefSeq, a predicted model, not a curated record